Messenger RNA from Emericellopsis atlantica, 793 nucleotides. RefSeq lists its product as uncharacterized. The record is from RefSeq and is a predicted model, not a curated record. Lineage: Eukaryota; Fungi; Ascomycota; Sordariomycetes; Hypocreales; Bionectriaceae. The coding region runs from base 146 to 646 and encodes 166 amino acids. The transcript is spliced from 2 exons.
CUACGCUAUUCUUCCCCUUUUUGACGACGACGACGACCACGAACUACACGAUUGCACCCAACCACGAUCAUUCCUUUUUCCUUAACGUAACUGUUAGAACGAAGACGAGGCCAUAGAGCGGCAGGAGGGGCCGGGGGAGCCGACGAUGCGCACGCGACUGGCUACCUAUGCUUCACGACGUGUCGGGAGACGUGGAAGACUCUCCCCUCGCUUGUUGUUGCUGUUGGGGGUUCUCCCUGAUUGGAAGAUCAGCAUUGAAUUCCAGGGCGAACGGCAAGUCGCGAUUUGUCGAGAGGGCUCGGGUGCUCCUUUAUAUGGAGGAGGCGCCGAGGUCUGCGCAGGGCAGGGCAGGUCGCGUGCUUGCCACGUUUUUUUGGUUGUAUACCUGACAGUCAGUCAUAGCUCCGGUCAAAGAACGACCAUAAUGGCAUCUGGAUUCGUCGCAGGGGAAGAAGAUCCCGACUUUGCCCAUGGCAUGGUUCGAUGUUUCUGCACGUGCAGACCGGGGGCCCACCCGGAGCGUCGCCUACAUCAUGCCAGGUUGUUUGGACAGGCAAGGUUUCAGUCGGAUCUCGCCGCGAUCUUCUUGGACCUUACUUUGGGCCUUUCCAUGCCAUCAACAAGUGGCGUGAUGUUUGGUAUGUGAUGACUGAUGGCCCCGGCCCUGCCGCAAAGCAAAGGCGUAGCGACGAUUCGCCGGGUGAGGAAGGGCGCGCCUUGCGGAAUAGUCUCGAGCGAGUGGUGUCAUCUGCCUUGAAGGCAUGAUAAUGGCAUAUAGAUGGAUUUGGUAUAU